AUGAUGAGUCAGAGUGCGUGGUGCUGAUGCUGCUGCCAUUUCAUCACCUCUGCGAGCGCAGUACCUCCAUCCCUCCGCUCUCCUGGCGCCUGGGCCUACCUCCCCUCGGGCUCUUGGGCCGGCGAUGCUUUCGCUGCCGAUCUAGAGCCCGACCCCAGCGCGUUCUCCGAGGCCUCGGUGGGGUAUCCCUGUCGCCGCCCACGACCCGGGCCAAGGAGACCUGCCUAGCCCCGGUCAUGGAGGCCAUCUGGCUGUACCAGUUCCGGCUCAUUGUCAUCGGGGAUUCCACGGUGGGCAAGUCCUGUCUGAUCCGCCGCUUCACCGAGGGCCGCUUCGCCCAGGUUUCCGACCCUACGGUGGGGGUGGAUUUUUUCUCCCGCCUGGUAGAGAUCGAGCCUGGAAAACGCAUCAAGCUCCAGAUCUGGGAUACUGCGGGUCAAGAGAGGUUCAGAUCCAUCACUCGAGCCUACUACAGGAACUCAGUAGGUGGUCUUCUCUUAUUUGACAUUACCAACCGCAGGUCCUUCCAGAAUGUCCAUGAGUGGUUAGAAGAAACCAAAGUUCAUGUUCAGCCCUACCAAAUUGUGUUUGUUCUGGUAGGUCACAAAUGUGACCUGGAUACACAAAGGCAAGUGACUCGCCACGAGGCAGAGAAACUGGCUGCUGCGUACGGCAUGAAGUACAUUGAGACAUCAGCCCGAGAUGCCAUUAAUGUGGAGAAAGCCUUCACAGACCUGACAAGAGACAUAUAUGAGCUGGUGAAAAGGGGGGAUAUUACAAUCCAGGAGGGUUGGGAAGGGGUGAAGAGUGGAUUUGUACCAAAUGUGGUUCACUCUUCAGAAGAGGUUGUCAAAUCAGAGAGGAGAUGUUUGUGCUAGUCAGCUCUUUUUUGUCCAAAACAUGCUCUCCCAUCUGAACUUAAAAGUGAUUGAAAUGAAUAAAAACUUUCUGUGACUAACAAGAACUCAACCUCCAUUUUGAAUACAAAGUGAGCCUCCUUCCCAAAGGGGAUAUUGUGGGUGGAGCCUGGGUGCCAUGACUGAGGGUCUGAGUUAUUGACCUUUGUUAGGAAACUGUUUUGUGGCCCGUGCUGGGCAGUGGCUGCUUUGUGUACCCUCUGUGGAUCACAUGUCAAGGGACUGUGGGUUGGAGAAUUAGACCCAGGAAAAAACACCCAUAAACAGGAUAACUGAUUCCUGGUAUUUCCGCUUAUUUAUAUGUCAUGAACAUAAAGACAUUUGUAAAGAGGGGUCAAAGUAUCAUCUUGGGAACAAUUAGCAAGACUUAAAAAGGCUAUGAAAUCAUGUUAUUAGUGAAAAGAUCCUACACCAAAAGUUUGCUGGGGCUGGUUAAAAGGUACCAAUUAGCUUCUAAACAACUCAUCUGUGAAAUGAGAAGUGUGGACCAGCUAAGAUCUUUUCAAGUCUAAUGUUCUAGUAAAAAGGGUGGGAAUAUGAAGAAGGUGGCUUUAACACACACUGUUAAUAUCACAUCUAAGCCAAUGUACACCCUUGUAAUAGAAUAACCAGCUGUGUGAAAGAAUUUUUCACAGGCAAGUGGCUGUGUAAGUAGAAGACAGAAACUGUAACUCCAAUGUCAUACCCUCUUUUUCCUCUGACCAUGCUUACAGUUUUACUGCAUUGGUGACCACAAUCUAGAAGUAAGAAACCUGCCUGUCUCUUCGGGUGCCUGGAGGCAACAAUACAGGUAUUGCCUCUGAAAAGAGCCCUGAAGCCAGUAGUCCCCCACUAAUUCUGUACAAGAGCACUAUAGUCCUUACAAACAUCUUACAACUACUUGAUCAUUGUAACAGGACUCUGAGAUUUAUUCCCCAUUUCACUGAAAGGCUAAAGGCUAACUCCUAGCUCUUGUUUCACACAUUAUCCUGCUGUCAGAUGUGAACUGUUAUUAAUUUGUUUACUUUGGAAGAGAUAUGACUGUAAAUAAAUGUUCUCUACAUGUUAGGAUAUGUUUCCUUUUUGGUUACAACUCAGCUAUAAACCUGACGGAACCUGGUGAUGAAUCAAAGGUAACGCCCACUCAGGUAUAUUGAUAAAAGGAUUAGAAACAAGUGAAUAAUUACAUAACUAAAAAACACAUUAGAUUUGUGUGGGCUCCAAGUGUUCUUGUCACUGAAACAUAGCAGACAGAGUAAUGAGAGAAACCAAAAUCAACAAUGGGGACUGAGAUCAAAUACUUGCCUCACAAUGAUCUUGGCCACCUGUCUGUCCUAUACCUACACUGGGUUCCUGUCUACCGGAGGGAGUCAGCUCUAAAUUCUCAGGUGAACAGACAACUAAUGAUAUCAGAAAAAUUAGAAUGGUUGGCUUAAGGUUCCUCAAUUAUUUUUUGGAUUGUAGCCAAUUUCAGCUUAGGCAAAAGCCAUACUCUUCACAGUAAGAAAACAAUUUUGAUUAGAGUCAUGUUUCUCAUAUCCAUUGUGAUAGGAAAGCCUGAGUGUGGUAAAUUGCUUUGAGAUACAUUAUUGAGCUUCCAUAUAAAAUGUGGCUGAGUAGGAAAGUUUGGGGAUUCACUUCAAUAAAGAAGCCAAAUGGUAUAAAAAAUAUGGAAGCAAAUCAUGGACCGAUCUGUAGAUCCAAUGACAUCAUCUCUGCAUUCAUUUAACACAAACUGGUUUAGGCGGGACAAUUAUGUUACCAACUUUGUGGUUGUAGAAAUCAAAAAAAAGAUGGCAAAUGAAUUCAUUACAAAAUUUCAUCAAGUACUACGGCUAAUUACACUGAAAACAAUUGAAAAGUAAAGAUUUUCCAGUGGAUAAAUGAAAGUUUACUGGAUUCUGUCAGUUCAUAGAAAAAGGAAACAGAAACUUCUCUAUGGUUUUCUUGACUAAAAUACGUUAAUGUAUACUUUCCCCAUUUCUUGCAUUUUAAGGCAGGUUACAAAAUACUCAGCAUAGUCCAGCAGAGAUAGCUGAGUUUAAUUACGUAAACAAAUUUUAGAAAAUUUUAAAUCACUUUAGUAGAAUUCAGUGCCAUUGUCACUGCAAAAAGUGAGUUUUAGAAAAUAAGUGUGAAAAAAUCAGGUGUUAAUACAAUACUAUGGAUAAAGCUUUAGAAGCUAUUUUACUACAUAGGCAAAGAAAAGAUAAACUAACUUGUAACAAAGACCACAACUGCAUGUUGGAUUAGAUUGUCUCAUAUUCCAGAAUAAAAUGUACUAUAUACUUUCCCUCACUUUGUUGUACACUGUAAUGAAAUGUGAAAAACUGCUUUCUUCAGCUGUAUGUGAAUGAAAAUAUGCUUGUAUUUAGUAAAAUGGUUGAUUAUGUGA
This is a messenger RNA of Sorex araneus (European shrew), 3291 nucleotides long. RefSeq names its product RAB39B, member RAS oncogene family (gene RAB39B). Lineage: Eukaryota; Metazoa; Chordata; Mammalia; Eulipotyphla; Soricidae. The transcript has 2 exons. Gene Ontology annotation, cellular component: Golgi membrane. Gene Ontology annotation, biological process: Rab protein signal transduction. The record is from RefSeq and is a predicted model, not a curated record. Bases 27 to 878 code for a protein of 283 amino acids. Gene Ontology annotation, molecular function: GTPase activity; GTP binding.